AUGGUCCGAACUUUGCUCAACUUUAGUUUUCUGCUAUCCUUUGCCGCAGCUGCUAUCCCACCUAUAGUUUACCGGGGUAUUGGCAGCGACCCUUCAAUUGUAGAAGGCUGGGGCGGUUUCCAUUGUCGCGGCGGCUUUUUCGGUGAGCCCAAAGACUCUUCCAUGAGUUUUCAACAGCACGUGCCAAUGGAACCUGGCAACCCUGGGCAUAAUACAGAUCCGUGGAUUUCAACCUCGGCCGAUUACGAAUGGGUUAGAGGCUAUUUGGGACGCCACAAAAAAGGGAGGACGGCAUAUAUAUAUUACAUUAAAACGGCCGGUCUCAAAAAUGUUCUCGACAUCGCUGAAGAAUAUAAAAAGAUCGGAGAACCAUAUACCUUGGCGGUUGAGGCAGAGAUUGCCGUAAAAGAUUUUAUCCCUUGGUCUCAUAUUAAACAUUGGGACACCUACCAAAUAAGCACCGACGGAAAUAUAACUAGGAUAAGAUAA
This is a messenger RNA of Pyricularia oryzae 70-15, 489 nucleotides long. RefSeq lists its product as uncharacterized. The record is from RefSeq and is a predicted model, not a curated record. The coding region runs from base 1 to 489 and encodes 162 amino acids. Lineage: Eukaryota; Fungi; Ascomycota; Sordariomycetes; Magnaporthales; Pyriculariaceae. The transcript has a single exon.